Messenger RNA from Durotheca rogersii, 2018 nucleotides. RefSeq lists its product as uncharacterized. NCBI's taxonomy places the organism in Eukaryota, Fungi, Ascomycota, Sordariomycetes, Xylariales, Xylariaceae. Bases 279 to 1721 code for a protein of 480 amino acids. The transcript is spliced from 2 exons. The record is from RefSeq and is a predicted model, not a curated record.
GUGGGUACCUCAGGUGGUUUUCUCAGGUGCCCCGGGUCAGGUUAGGUACCUACCUCUCCCCUAACACCACCGUACCUCAGGGUAGGGUUUAGGUGCCUAUAGGCAUCGAAAGCUUUCCGGCCCAAGUGCCCAGGCCCUGCGCGCAGAGCGAGGAACCCACAAUUUCGUGUCUGGUCCCAAUCAACAUCCGGCCUCACACACUCUCACUCCGAUUCCAAAUACCAGAGCUUCCUCCCGCUAUAUUCUCCCACCCCUAGCCCUCGCCUUGGCCGUAUACGAUGGAAUACGAGCCCUUGGCCCCGAAACCGCAGCCGGUGUAUGGCCAAGGCUUCUGGUAUAAUGGCAGGCUCACCGUUAGGGGCAUACCUCGCACCGAGCCGUCGGAGUUAAAGCGGCUCAUCUUCGAGCCCGCCCGCGCGACGGCGGAGCAGAUUCAUGAGUGGCGCCAGGAGAACCUCCGCGUGGUCACGAAGCUGUGGCUCGAGGCCCAGACCCGCCACUACGGCCUAGUUCUCGGCCCCGUCGAGAAGUACCGGGGAGACGAGCUGCGGGAGCUCCUCCGUCGGGAAGCCGUGAAGCCGGAUUUCGAUGACUUACAAAGGCAGUACAAAGCCUUUCCAGCUGGCCAGUUUGAACGGAUUAAGGCGGAGUGGGAGGCACAGUGCGCCGCCUACAAGGAGUCCUGCUUCUCUGGCCGUCGACAGGCGGACUUCGAUAACCUAGCCACCUUGGAGGAGAAGCUUAAUUUCGACGUCGACAUGUUCAUGGAGACCUAUUAUAGCGACCGUGCAACGAUCCCGCAUCCCAUGCCCUUUCGCGGCGUUAAUUUUGACCUCGUCAUGGAGGCUGUGUCGCGCGUCCCCGGGCUGUACGCCCAGAAGGUCGGCACCGACUUCCAGAGGAUGCUCUGGAUCGGGUGGAACAAGCAGGAGGUGAAAGAAAUAUGUAGGGAGUACGCAGUGCAGGCCAAGAGGAAUGCUGCCGAGCGCCGCCUUCUGAAGCAGCAGACCUCCCUUCUCUCGGCCGACAAGAACCGUGACAAGGUAUCGAACUGGCGGCUGCGACCGCAUCGCAACUACGUCGCCGUGCUGAAUCAGAACCAGAGCCUUGCGGGCUCUUACAUAGUCGAGAUGUCCAUCCAGGGUGCCCCGAGCGAGUCGUACCAAGAUGGCCACCAAUGGGUCGAAAUCAGGAAGACGGAUUCGCCUGACGUGUACGAGGCAACCUUUGAUUUCAUGCCAGCCAUGAAGGGGGUCAUGAUUCUCGCAAGGGACGACGAAGAGAUCCAAAAGUACAUAGAUCAAUGUGAUCCCCCUAGCCAGUCGGAGCCUCCGGCUAGUAGUGGCGGGGAUGCGACAGGAGGCGGAACCCGGGCCGGUUCGAAGCGGAAGAGGGGUCAGAAUGCCGGUUCCGGACCAAAUCCUGGCAACAAGCGCAUGCGCCCGGUCAUGCCGGACGUCCCCGCAGGGCACACGAGAUACUACUCACGCUGGCGUGGGAGCGUAGGUACCGCCACCAUCGACCCCAUCGGCGAACGGGUGCUCGAGAACCGAGAGAGCGAGGGGUGGGUUGAAUUCCUCAAAGGCAACACGCAGUUCAUCGUGCAUAGCGAGGCGCCGUUGCUGAGUGAUACUAUCCGUGCUUACAAGAUCGCGGACGAACCAAAAUUCAAGGCUUGGAGAUGGACCACGCUACCCAAACUGCCAAACGCGCAGACGUAGCUUAGCAACGAGCGAGGGCUAUUCGUCGCCUCUCGAUUCUAGGAUACGGUGCCGCGCCCUGCCAGCAUAGAGGAUAGUAUUCCAUUGGACAUACAGCAUCCCCGCGAUACUAGUCUACAAAUACCUAGACGUAGUCGAACGACUUCUCGGUCGGGGACGCUGCGACUCUGCCAGGGACGAAGUAAACGGAUAUUUCGAGACUGGGCUCUUCCGAUACUUGUUCACAGCACUGAGGCACUCUUUGUUCAUUGGACCCCAUUAAUCGGCAGGCCGAGGUAUGGAUGGGAGGUGAAUUGG